GGGAGUACAUCAGAAAAACAUUACUAAAUUAUAUAGAAAUUUAUAAUUUUUAAACCCUAUUGGAAAUGUCUUUUAUGCAAGAUUCAAAUUAUUUUACGUUAAAUGGUUCAAAUAUAAAAAAAAUUGAAAACUUUAUAAUAAACACAGAAUCUUCUGACUCUAGUGAAGCAAUUUCUGAUCCUGAUGUUUUAAUUGUAAAUGCAGAAAAUGAUAUUGACAUAAAUGAAACUAAUUCAUUCGACGAAUUUGAUUUUUCUAAAACAACAGAAAAAAAAUUAGAAGAAAAACUUAAAGAGACUCAACAAGAAGAUAAUGAUGGAACAUUAAAUUUGAGUAUAAAACGAAAAUGGUGUGAAGCUGAAAAUGAUUGGGACUUAUGCAGUGAAGAAGAAAAAAUAGAAAAGAUAAAUAUUUUAAGCAAUAGAAUAAAAGUUAUUUCUACAAAUAACAAGUUACAAAUAAAUUUUUAUUGUGAAAAAUUUCCUUUUGGUUAUUUGAAUGAUGGUAUUUUUUAUAACCUAGAUAGAAUUCUUGAAAAGAGAAGUUGGUUUGAUCCUGCAAUUUAUACAAUUAUUCCAAUAAAUAAUUCUGAAACAAUUACUAGAAAUUUAAUGUGGAUAGAUGUGCCAUAUUUUUAUUCUAACAAUGAGUUUAAUAAUGAAACAUUUAAAAUAUUACAAUUAAAUUGUACAAAAUGGAUUUACCGAGAUUUAACGCUUUUAAUAGCAGAGGAUAAUGAUUUCAUUCAAGAUACAAUUGCUUACAAAUAUUGUAAAGAAGGUCUUACUGAAGACGAUAUAAUAGAACGAUUAAAAAGAUAUGUUGAUUCAUUAGAAUUCACUAAAAUUACAAAUUGGUUAAAAGAGAUAAAUGUAUUAUUUGAUGUUAAAAGUACUUUGUAUGAAAUAUUUUCAGUCUCUAAUUUUUAUGUCUUAGAUAAUUCUUAUACAUGUAUUAAAACAGAAAAGAAUAAAAAUGGCGAAGAUAUAAAAGUAAGAGGUAUAACUGGACUAGUUCUUUUAUAUUGUUCUCACACUAAAGAAGGAUUCAUUAAAAUUGAAGAUUUUGCAAAUAUGAAAUUAGCAACAGUUACAUCAAAUUGUGCUUAUGGUUUUUUUAUUAAAUUAUUAUAUAAAGAUUUAAAAGCACCUAUUUUUAUUUAUAAUACAUAUUCAAAUGAACGGGCAUAUUUAAAUUUUCAACAACCUUGGAGUAAUAUAUUAUUAGAAAGGAGUGAUAAUAUAAUAAAUUUAACUGGUUUAUUCACAUUUAAAACAGGAAGAGUUGAUAAAUAUUCUAAUUAUUGUAUAGAUAAAAAAAUUCAUGAUUCGUUCAAUUGUAGUAUUUGCAAUGGACUUAAUUUUUUAUUUCAUCUUGGAUGCAGCGAACAUAAAAAUUUAAAUUUUAAAGGUAAAAAAGAUAUAAAUAUUAAUUUUAAAUGUGAUUAUAAUAACUAUUUUCAUUCAACUUAUAAGGAAUUAUCACUUGGUAAAACAUUUUUAAGAGAGUGCAAAAUAAUUACAUAUAUUGAGUAUUAUGAUGAUGAAUUUAUUAAUAAUCAACGAAAAAAAAAUGACGGAAUUAUAUAUAUUUUAUGCGAUUGUAAUUUAAAAGUAGUUUAA
Cherax quadricarinatus is the source of this 1622-nucleotide messenger RNA. NCBI's taxonomy places the organism in Eukaryota, Metazoa, Arthropoda, Malacostraca, Decapoda, Parastacidae. The record is from RefSeq and is a predicted model, not a curated record.